AUGUGUGACGUGCCUUUCUUCCCAAUUUUCCCCAUUUGCUUCCAAUGUGGCACGGAUCAGAACCCAUGCCACUGUAAGGUCGUCGGGCCGACCCUUGGUAUUCUGCUGGCCUCUCUCUAUCUUCUGUGGAUGUGGUUGCACCAAGACAGGCAAGGAGUAUGUUCCGCCCAUAUGCUGGCGUAUCCCGUCAAACUAAACGGCCAAGUCAGCAAUGCCAUUCCGUUUUGA
This is a messenger RNA of Penicillium brevicompactum, 228 nucleotides long. RefSeq lists its product as uncharacterized. The record is from RefSeq and is a predicted model, not a curated record. Lineage: Eukaryota; Fungi; Ascomycota; Eurotiomycetes; Eurotiales; Aspergillaceae. The transcript is spliced from 3 exons. The coding region runs from base 1 to 228 and encodes 75 amino acids.